AUGACGGCCACCACGCGUGGCUCUCCGGUGGGGGGCAAUGACAGCCAGGGCCAGGCACCUGACGCUCAGAGCCAACCUCCGUUGCCACAAAACCAGACUUCAUCUCCAAACUCAUCUAAUGAGAACUCUCCUAUGAGCCCACCGGGUGAGCACGGGCAAGGUGAUGGACCACCUCCGAUGGAGGAGGAAGAGCCCGCCUUCCCUCACACUGACCUAGCCAAGCUAGAUGACAUGAUCAACCGGCCUCGUUGGGUGGUUCCAGUUUUGCCAAAAGGAGAGCUAGAAGUCCUCUUGGAGGCUGCUAUAGACCUUAGUAAAAAAGGACUGGAUGUAAAGUGCGAGGCCUGUCAGAGGUUUUUCCGAGAUGGUCUGACUAUCUCGUUCACCAAGAUCCUAACAGAUGAGGCGGUCAGCGGCUGGAAGUUUGAAAUUCAUCGGUGUAUCAUCACCAACACGCACCGCUUGGUGGAGCUUUGUGUGGCCAAGCUCUCUCAGGACUGGUUCCCCCUACUAGAGCUUCUGGCCAUGGCCACGAACCCUCACUGCAAGUUCCACAUCUACAAUGGCACGCGGCCGUCGGAGACCGUCCCCGCUGGAGCGCAGCUGGCCGACGACGAGCUCUUCGCCAGACCGCCAGACCCGCGCUCACCUAAGGGCUGGUUGGUGGACUUAAUAAAUAAGUUUGGCACGUUAAACGGGUUUCAAAUGUUGCACGAUCGCUUCAUGAGUGGCGAAGCACUGAACGUCCAGAUCAUCGCCGCACUUAUCAAGCCUUUUGGCCAGUGUUACGAGUUCCUCACCUUGCACACAGUGAAGAAGUACUUCCUCCCCGUCAUUGAGAUGGUCCCCCAGUUUUUGGAGAACCUGACUGACGAGGAGCUUAAGAAAGAGGCCAAGAAUGAAGCCAAAAAUGACGCACUGUCCAUGAUAAUCAAGUCUCUGAAGAAUCUUGCAUCCCGUGUUCCGGGGCAAGAGGAGACUGUGAAGAAUUUAGAGAUUUUUAGGUUAAAAAUGAUUCUUAGGUUAUUGCAAAUUUCAUCUUUUAACGGCAAAAUGAAUGCACUAAAUGAAGUCAACAAGGUGAUCUCCAGUGUCUCCUACUACACUCACCGGCACAACCCUGAGGAGGACGAAUGGCUGACUGCAGAGCGCAUGGCGGAGUGGAUCCAGCAAAACCACAUUCUGUCCAUCGUCCUGAGGGACAGUUUGCACCAGCCUCAGUAUGUGGAGAAACUGGAGAAGAUCCUUCGCUUCGUUAUCAAAGAGAAAGCUCUUACCAUGCAAGAUCUCGACAACAUCUGGGCAGCACAGGCUGGCAAACAUGAGGCUAUUGUUAAAAAUGUCCAUGACCUCCUGGCUAAGCUAGCAUGGGAUUUCUCACCUGAGCAGCUCGAUCAUCUUUUUGACUGUUUUAAGGCAAGCUGGACGAACGCCAGCAAGAAGCAACGCGAGAAAUUGCUGGAGCUUAUCCGCCGCCUAGCCGAGGAUGAUAAGGACGGCGUGAUGGCCCACAAGGUCCUCAAUUUGCUGUGGAACCUGGCCCACAGUGACGACGUGCCUGUAGAUAUAAUGGACCAAGCUCUUAGCGCGCACAUCAAAAUAUUAGAUUACAGCUGCUCACAGGAUAGAGACACGCAAAAGAUCCAGUGGAUCGAUCGCUUCAUAGAGGAGCUGCGAACCAAUGACAAAUGGGUGAUUCCUGCCUUGAAGCAAAUCCGAGAAAUCUGUAGCCUUUUUGGAGAAGCUCCGCAGAACUUGAGUCAAACCCAGAGGAAUCCACACGUGUUUUAUCGCCACGACCUUAUCAACCAGCUGCAAAACAACCAUGCCCUGGUCACGCUGGUGGCAGAGAACCUGUCGGCCUACAUGGAGACGAUGCGACAGUUUUCCAAAGAAGAACAGGCAGAGUUUGACCCUCAGAUAGUUCGACCGGGAAGCCGCUACAGCCACGUCCAGGAAGUGCAGGAACGACUCAACUUCCUGAGGUUCCUUCUUAAAGAUGGCCAGCUGUGGCUCUGCGCCCCCCAAGCCAAGCAGAUCUGGAAGUGUCUGGCCGAGACUGCGGUAUUCCUCUGUGACCGAGAAGCCUGCUUCAAAUGGUACUCCAAACUGAUGGGCGACGAACCCGACCUGGAUCCGGACAUCAAUAAGGACUUCUUUGAGAACAACGUUCUUCAGCUGGACCCGUCCCUGUUGACGGAGAACGGCAUGAAGUGCUUCGAGAGGUUCUUCAAGGCCGUCAACUGCAGGGAGGGGAAACUGGUGGCCAAACGUAGGGCUUACAUGAUGGACGACCUGGAACUCAUAGGCCUGGACUAUCUUUGGAGGGUGGUCAUUCAAGGGAGUGAUGACAUCGCCAGCAGAGCCAUAGACUUGCUGAAAGAGAUCUACACCAAUCUCGGACCAAAAUUACAAGUCAAUCAGGUGGAGAUUCACGAGGAUUUUAUCCAGUCGUGUUUUGACCGUCUGAAGGCGUCCUACGACACCCUGUGCGUGUUGGACAGAGACAAAGACGGUAUCAACUGCGCUCGCCAGGAAGCCAUCCGCAUGGUGCGAGUUCUCACUGUACUCAAGGAGUACAUCAAUGAGUGUGACAGCGACUACCACGAAGAGAGGACCAUCCUGCCCAUGUCGAGGGCGUUCCGGGGAAAGCACAUCACGUUGAUCGUGCGCUUCCCGAACCAGGGUCGCCAGGUGGAUGACCUGGAUAUCUGGUCGCACACCAACGACACCAUUGGCUCAGUACGUCGCGGCAUCCUCAACCGCAUCAAAGCCAACGCCGCGCACACCAAAAUCGAGCUCUUCAUCGGAGGAGAGGUGGUCGACCCUGCCGAUGACCGGAAGCUGAUUGGACAGCUCAACUUGAAGGAUAAAACUUUGAUCACGGCCAAGCUGACCCAGGUGAGCGCCAACAUGCCCUCAAGCCCGGACAGCUCGUCAGACUCCUCCACCGGGUCGCCCGGUAACCACGGCAACCACUAUGGCGAUGGGCCCAACCCCGAAGUGGAAAGUUGUCUACCUGGUGUGAUCAUGUCGCUGCACUUGCGCUACAUCUCUUUCCUGUGGCAGGUGGCUGACCUGGGCUGCCAACUCAAUAUGCCCCUCCUCAGGGAUGGAGCCAGAGUUCUUAUGAAACUCAUGCCUCCAGAUAACACUACUGUGGAGAACCUGCGCGCUGUGUGCUUGGACCACGCCAAGCUCGGGGAGAACAGCCUCAGUCCUACACUGGACUCCCGCUUCUUUGGCCCGUCACCCUCACAAGUGCUCUACCUGAUUGAGGUGGUGUACGCUUUGCUGAUGCCGGCCAGCGCCACUCUGGGUGAGGAUGCCAGCGACUUCCAGUACAACUUCCUGAAAAGUGGCGGCUUGCCCCUCGUGUUGAGCAUGCUCACGCGCAACAACUUCCUGCCAUCGGCCGACAUGGAGACGCGUCGCGGGGCUUACCUCAACGCGUUGAAAAUCGCCAAAUUGCUUCUCACCGCUGUCGGCUUUGGGCACGUGAAAGCCGUGGCGGAGGCCUGCCAGCCCAACGCAGAGGGAAAUAUCCCCGUUUCCCCGAUUAAUCAGGCCACUCACGAUCAGGCUCUGGUUCUGCAGAGCGCCCUGCAAAACAUCCCUAAUCCUGCCUCGGAGUGUAUGCUGCGCAAUGUAGCCAUACGCCUGGCACAACAGAUUUCUGAUGAGAAUUUUUUCCAGACGUCAAAGUCCAUUCCUGACAUCUGCGUGAUCCGGGCGGUACAGAAAAUAGUUUGGGCGUCAGGCUGCGGUACGGUGCAGUUUGUCUUCAGUUCAAAUGACGACAUCAGCAAGAUAUACGAGAAGACGAACGCCGCAAAGGAACCAGAUGGCGAAGACGAGCAAGUGUGUUGCGAAGCCUUGGAAGUGAUGACGUUGUGUUUUGCCUUGAUGCCCACGGCCCUGGACACCCUCAGUAAGGAGAGGGCUUGGCAAACCUUCAUUAUAGACUUGCUGCUACACUGCCACAGCAAAUCUGUGCGUCAGAUGGCCCAGGAACAAUUUUUCCUGAUGGCGACUCGGUGUUGCAUGGGUCACCGACCCCUCCUCUUCUUCAUUACCCUCCUUUUCACCGUGCUGGGGACCACCGCCAAGGAGCGAGCGAAACACGCCGGGGACUACUUCACGUUGCUUCGGCAUCUUCUAAACUAUGCCUACAACAGCAACAUCAACCUGCCAAAUGCCGAGGUGCUGCUCAACAAUGAAAUCGACUGGCUCAAAAGGAUAAGGGAUGAAGUCAAGAGGACCGGGGAGACUGGUGUGGAGGAAACCAUCUUGGAAGGCCACCUAGGUGUCACCAAGGAGCUUCUAUCUUUCCAAACUCCUGAGAAGAAAUAUUAUAUCGGUUGUGAGAAGGGAGGAGCUAAUCUUAUAAAGGAACUGAUUGACGAUUUCAUCUUCCCGGCAUCAAACGUUUACCUGCAGUACAUGAAGAGCGGCGACUUCCCACCGGAGCAGGCCAUCCCGGUGUGCAGCACUCCGGCCUCCAUCAACGCCGGCUUCGAGCUCCUCGUGACGCUCGCCGUCGGCUGCUUCCGCAACCUUAAGCAGAUCGUCGACACGCUCACGGACAUGUACUAUUUGGCCUGCGAAACGCUGACAGAAUGGGAGUACCUUCCUCCGGUCGGCCCGCGGCCCAAUAAAGGCUUUGUGGGCCUGAAAAACGCCGGCGCCACGUGUUACAUGAACUCCGUCAUCCAGCAGCUGUACAUGAUCCCUCCCAUUCGUAACGGCAUUCUGGCCAUCGAGGGCACGGGCACCGACGUGGACGACGACAUGUCGGGCGACGAGAAGCAAGAAAACGAAACCAACGUCGAUCCUCGCGACGAGGUGUUCAGCUACCACCACCAGUUUGAGGAUAAGCCCGCCAGUAAAGCAGAAGACCGGAAAGAGUACAACAUCGGAGUACUGUGUCAUUUGCAGGUCAUCUUCGGCCAUUUGGCCGCUUCUAGGCUUCAGUACUAUGUUCCGAGGGGCUUUUGGAAACAAUUCAGGUUAUGGGGCGAACCAGUAAAUUUAAGAGAGCAGCAUGAUGCUUUAGAGUUUUUCAAUUCUUUGGUGGAUAGUUUGGAUGAAGCACUGAAGGCAUUGGGCCAUCCCGCGAUGCUCAGCAAGGUGCUGGGAGGCUCUUUUGCCGACCAGAAGAUCUGUCAGGGAUGCCCUCACAGAUACGAGUGUGAGGAGUCGUUCACAACACUUAAUGUAGACAUCAGAAAUCACCAGAACCUUUUGGACUCCAUGGAGCAAUACGUCAAAGGAGAUCUACUGGAGGGAGCCAACGCCUACCACUGUGAAAAGUGUAAUAAGAAGGUCGACACAGUCAAGCGUCUCCUGAUCAAGAAGCUUCCGCCGGUUCUCGCCAUCCAACUGAAGCGCUUCGACUACGACUGGGAGCGGGAAUGCGCCAUCAAGUUCAACGACUACUUCGAGUUCCCCAGAGAGCUGGAUAUGGAGCCGUACACGGUCGCCGGCGUGGCCAAGAUGGAAGGCGACGACAUCAACCCGGAGAACCAAAUGAUCCAGCAGAACGAGCCCUCGGAAGCCACGCCGGUGGGCAGCUCCAAGUACCGUUUGGUGGGGGUGCUGGUCCACUCGGGCCAGGCCAGCGGCGGACACUAUUACUCGUACAUCAUCCAAAGGAACGGCGGCGACGGCGAGAAGAACCGUUGGUACAAGUUCGACGACGGCGACGUGACGGAGUGCAAGAUGGACGACGAGGAGGAGAUGAAGAACCAGUGCUUCGGCGGCGAAUACAUGGGCGAGGUGUUCGAUCACAUGAUGAAAAGGAUGUCGUACCGCAGACAGAAACGCUGGUGGAACGCCUACAUCCUUUUCUACGAGCGUAUGGACUCCCUAGACAAGGACGGCGAGCUUGUCAAGUGCAUCUCGGAGUUGACCAUCUCCACCGCUAAGCCGCAUCUGGUCAAGAUGCCCGGCGUCAUCGAGUGCAGCGUCCGCAAGCAGAACGUCCAAUUUAUGCACAACCGAAUGCAAUACAGCCUGGAAUAUUUCCAGUUCAUUAAGAAACUUCUGACCUGUAACAGUGUCUAUUUAAACCCUCCUCCAGGACAAGACCAUCUUCUGCCAGAGGCAGAGGAGAUUGCUAUGAUAAGUGCUCAGCUGGCUGCUCGCUUCCUUUUUAGCACAGGCUUCCACACCAAGAAAGUGGUCAGAGGUCCUGCCAGCGAUUGGUAUGACGCUCUUUGCAUCCUGCUGAGACACAGUAAGAAUGUACGCUACUGGUUUGCACACAACGUCCUGUUCGCUUACCCCAACCGCUUCUCUGAGUACCUGCUGGAAUGCCCGAGCGCCGAGGUGCGCGGGGCCUUCGCCAAGCUCAUAGUCUUCAUCGCUCACUUCUCGCUCCAAGACGGCCCCUGCCCCUCCCCCACCGCUUCGCCCGGAACCUCCGCUCAGGGUUGCGAUAACCUCAGUCUCAGCGACCACCUUCUAAGAGCUGUGCUCAAUUUGCUCAGACGAGAGGUUUCGGAACACGGCCGUCACCUGCAGCAGUACUUCAACCUCUUUGUCAUGUAUGCCAAUUUGGGCCUGGCAGAAAAGACCCAACUGCUGAAGCUGACCGUGCCCGCCACAUUCAUGCUCGUGGCGCUGGACGAAGGUCCCGGUCCCCCCAUUAAGUACCAGUACGCCGAACUGGGCAAACUCUACACGGUGGUCUCCCAGUUAGUCCGCUGCUGUGACGUAUCCUCACGUAUGCAGUCCUCCAUCAACGGUAACCCCCCUCUGCCUAACCCCUAUGGGGAUACCAAUCUGACAGCCCCGGUAAUGCUGGUGCAGCAGCUAGUGGCCGAGAUCCUGUUUGUCAGGACCAGCUACGUAAAGAAGAUCAUCGAGGACUGCAGCAACUCUGAGGAGACGGUGAAGCUCCUCCGCUUCAGCUGCUGGGAGAACCCCCAGUUUUCUUCCACUGUGCUCAGUGAGCUACUAUGGCAGGUGGCAUACUCCUACAACUAUGAGUUGAGGCCUCACUUGGACUUGCUGCUACAGAUCCUUCUCAUUGAGGAUUCCUGGCAGACACACAGGAUCCACAAUGUGCUGAAGGGAAUUCCGGACGACAGGGACGGUCUCUUUGACACCAUCCAGCGUUCCAAGAACCACUAUCAAAAACGGGCCUACCAGUGUAUCAAGUGCAUGGUGGCCCUCUUCAGCAACUGUUCUGUGGCUUACCAGAUCCUCCAGAGCAAUGGAGACCUGAAACGAAAAUGGACGUGGGCUGUGGAGUGGCUCGGUGACGAGCUGGAGAGGAGGCCCUACUCGGGCAAUCCGCAGUACACGUACAACAAUUGGUCACCUCCGGUCCAGAGCAACGAAACGUCCAACGGCUACUUCCUGGAGCGCUCGCACAGCGCACGCAUGACCCUUGCGAAGGCCUGCGAACUCUGUCCCGAAGAGCUCAAGUGUACUCAGGGAAGCCCAGGGAAGGAGCCCGACGAACAGGAAGUCCCUGACGAUCAAGACUCUUCCCCGCCCGAGGACACGUCUUUAUACCCCAAUUCUUCUGGAACCAUGCAGUUUCAGCAGAACAACCACCCACACGGACAACCGUACACCGGCCCCGCCGCGCAGCACAUGAACAACCCCCAGCGCCCCGGCCCGGCGCAGGCCCCCGCCCCGGCACAGGCCCCGACUCCGGGCCCCGCCCCCGGCCAAGGCCCGCGAGCGCAAGACGCCUGGGAGAGCGCGGAGGAGACGGUCCCGGCCCCGGCGCCGGCCUCCGCCCCGACUCCCGCCCAGCCCGGGGAGUAA
This is a messenger RNA of Nerophis lumbriciformis (worm pipefish), 7782 nucleotides long. The record is from RefSeq and is a predicted model, not a curated record. NCBI's taxonomy places the organism in Eukaryota, Metazoa, Chordata, Actinopteri, Syngnathiformes, Syngnathidae.